ACCGACUCACUCGGGCUAGGCAUUAAACCAAAUUUCCAUCGCACUCCGCCUCUCGCUUCCUCACGCCUUGACCCGCGGCUUGUCCCCUGCGGGGCUGCGAGCAAUACAGAAAAUUUCCUCCCUACUCGCCGGAGGUGCUCCAUAUUCGAUUUCAAUUACCCUAGUUCUUCCUCCCCCUUUUGAAGAGAGAUCUCGCCUCUUCUUUCGAUGGGAUCUGUUCCAGAACUCUCCUUAUCGUUCUAGACUUAAUUUUUGCCUUCGGAAAUAAUGAACUCCUUUUCCAUCACUCGAAAGAAGACACCUUUCCAGAAGCAUCGUGAAGAGGAAGAAGCCAAAAAGAAGAGAGCGGAAGAUGAGACUGCUCGCUUAUAUGCAGAGUUUGUAGAAUCCUUCCAGGGGAGUGACACACCUGGAUCAAAAACUUUUGUUAGAGGCGGGACUAUUAAUCCAAAUGAAAAACUGAAGACUGAUUCCGAAGGUGGAAAUUCCAAAGAUGGGGUAUCUGUUCCAAAGAAGGGAACUAGGUAUGUGCCAUCCUUCUUACCUCCAGCUUCCAAAGGAAAAGAAUCUGAGAAAAAGAAAGAAGAAGAGAAACCAAAGGAAAAGGAGAAAGGAAAACCACGGGUUAUUGACAAUUUUCUUGAGGAGCUCAAGGCUGAGCAAGAGUUGAGAGAAAAGCGGAAUCAAGAACGUGAACAAUGGCGUGAAGGGCGUCAUAGUGAGAGUUCAGCUCCAUCCAGCCGUUUUGAUGAACUGCCAGAUGAUUUUGAUUUUAAUGGAAAGCUUCCUGGUUCAUUCGACGAUGGUGAUCCCCAAACAACAAAUUUGUAUGUUGGAAACCUCUCACCACAGGUUGAUGAAAAUUUUCUUCUGAGGACAUUUGGUAGGUUUGGGCCAAUAGCAAGUGUGAAGAUUAUGUGGCCCAGAACAGAGGAGGAGCGGAGGCGGCAAAGAAAUUGUGGUUUUGUUGCUUUCAUGAACAGGGCUGACGGACAGGCUGCUAAAGAUGAAAUGCAAGGUGUCGUGAUAUAUGAGUAUGAGCUUAAGAUUGGCUGGGGAAAAUCUGUUGCACUUCCGGCACAGGCCCUCCCUGCUCCACCACCAGGACAGAUGGCUAUCCGUAACAAAGAUGGCGGUACUGUGGUCUUGUCUGGACCUGAUGGUUUGCCAAUUACUUCUGUCGCCGGCCAAAAUUCUGAGCUGGUUCUCACCCCAAAUGUUCCUGAUAUAUUGGUUGUUCCUCCCGAAGAUAAACAUCUGCGUCAUGUGGUUGACACAAUGGCAUUGCAUGUUCUUGAUGGAGGAUGUGCUUUUGAACAAGCAAUAAUGGAAAGGGGUCGUGGAAAUAAGCUGUUCAACUUCUUAUUUGAACUUGGGUCAAAAGAACACAGUUACUAUGUAUGGAGACUCUACUCUUUUGCCCAGGGUGACACCUUACAGCGGUGGCGUACAGAACCUUUUAUAAUGAUUACUGGAAGUGGCAGGUGGGUCCCUCCCCCCUUGCCAACCGCACAAAGCCCUGAGCAUGUGAAAGAAACUUCUUCCACAUAUGCUGCAGGUAGAAGCAGGCGUGUGGAAGUAGAACGGUCUUUGACAGAUCCACAGCGAGAUGAAUUUGAGGAUAUGUUGAGGGCAUUAACCUUGGAAAGGAGUCAGAUAAAAGAGGCCAUGGGUUUUGCUUUGGAUAAUGCAGAUGCAGCAGGGGAGGUUGUUGAAGUUCUUGCGGAAUCAUUAACGCUCAAGGAAACACCGAUACCUACAAAAGUAGCCAGGCUUAUGCUAGUAUCAGACAUCCUUCAUAACAGCAGCGCUCCCGUGAAAAAUGCUUCUGCAUAUCGCACGAAGUUUGAAACUAACUUACCUGAUAUAAUGGAAAGCUUCAAUGACUUAUAUCGUAGUGUUACAGGAAGAAUCACAGCUGAAGCCCUUAAGGAACGAGUUUUGAAGGUCCUUCAAGUUUGGGCAGAUUGGUUUCUCUUUUCAGAUGCAUAUGUGAACGGGCUCCGAGUUACCUUUCUUCGAUCAGGGAACUCUGGUGUAAUACCUUUUCAUUCAAUUUGUGGUGAUGUUCCUGAAAUUGAAAAUAAAACUAGCACUGAAGAUCAAUCAGGAGGAAAACUUAACCAAGAUGCUGCAUUAGCAAUGGGAAAAGGUGCAGCCAUGAAGGAGCUCUUGGCUCUUCCUCUUGCUGAACUUGAAAGGCGCUGUAGGCAUAAUGGUGUCUCUCUUGUUGGUGGUAGGGAUAUGAUGGUUGCUAGAUUACUCUAUCUGGAAGAAGCUGAAAAGCAGGGAGGCUCUGAACGAGAUGAUGAAGUAAGAUAUGGACAAAACCGGUCCAGUAGAUUUUCAAGGGAUGAUGAUGGCUGGCAUGCGAAUAAUGCUCAGAGUAGAGACAUUGACAUUGUCAAAGAAACACUAAGCUCUUCUAAAUGGAAUCGAAAUGGUGAAGAAAAUAUUGGGGAAAAUGAAGAAGGUUUUUCAGAUUCAACUCAUCAUUCUACCCGGCCUGAGGCAAGAGCUUAUUCAAGAAAGUCUGAUCGUAUUUUGCCUGAUUCCAAAUGGAGCCGUGAUGAUGAUGCCAGCAGUGAGGAAGACAAGAAAAGUUCUCUUGGUUUAGGCUUGGGUUAUUCUUCAUCUGGAAGUGAAAAUGUUGGGGGUAUUGGAAGGACAGAUGAUGCUGAGGUGACUACUGAGUCUGACAUUUUUGCUCACCCUGAUGCAGGCACGAGUGAGGAACACAGGCAGAAACUACGUCGUUUAGAGGUUGCUGUAAUCGAGUAUCGUGAAUCUCUUGAAGAAAGAGGCAUAAAAAGCUUGGAGGACAUUGAAAGAAAGGUUGCAAGUUAUCGUAGAAAGCUUCAAUCUGAAUACGGCUUAUUAGGUUCAUCAGAGAGUAGCAACAAGCAGUUAUCUCAUAAAACAUCGGGGAGGAAGGAGAAACGAGAUGAUGCCUCUGAUUCUUCAAGGAAGCGCCAGCGGAGCAAGAGCCACAGCCGAAGUCCUUCAAAGAAGCUUUCUUCCAGGGAAAGGGAUGAGGCCGAUAGAGAUCGCGACCGGCACAGAGAGAGAGACAGGUUUCAUGACACUGAAAGUAAGAGGGAGAGAGAGAAGAGUGGAAGCAGAGAGAAGGAUGACCAUGACAGUGAUCGGAGCAGAGAUCGUCGAAGAAAGGCAAAAUGAAUCAAUUCUGAGCAGUCCCAUCCUCAAAUUUUAUGGCGAUUUCAGAUGUUGGAUUGUUUUCCAUAGAACUACUUGAAAAUCCUAUAUGCUGGGUUUUGAUCAGGUAAAAAAGAGGAGCUUUCCAGGCUAUUUAAGAAAAGAUGAACGAGCGAGUGGCUUUGUUUUCUUAGGAAUUCUGUCAAAUUAUGUGAAAUUUUAUUGGAAUAUAUACAGUUAUCCGCACCUUGUAUCCAUAACAAUGCCUGUCAUCUUACAACUGAUGCAAUUGAUUCAAAAAUUUUACAAGGUAAGAGUAGAGCUGGAAUUUUGAUCUUCUCUUCCUGCAAA
This is a messenger RNA of Dendrobium catenatum, 3507 nucleotides long. Its product is annotated as protein RRC1. The transcript has 19 exons. Gene Ontology annotation, biological process: RNA processing. Gene Ontology annotation, cellular component: nucleus. Gene Ontology annotation, molecular function: RNA binding. NCBI's taxonomy places the organism in Eukaryota, Viridiplantae, Streptophyta, Magnoliopsida, Asparagales, Orchidaceae. Bases 268 to 3180 code for a protein of 970 amino acids. The record is from RefSeq and is a predicted model, not a curated record.